Messenger RNA from Chlorocebus sabaeus (green monkey), 3131 nucleotides. It is a transcript of the gene DMGDH, whose product is annotated as dimethylglycine dehydrogenase. NCBI's taxonomy places the organism in Eukaryota, Metazoa, Chordata, Mammalia, Primates, Cercopithecidae. The record is from RefSeq and is a predicted model, not a curated record. Gene Ontology annotation, molecular function: protein binding. Gene Ontology annotation, cellular component: mitochondrion.
CCCGCUGGCCUUGGAGUAGGCGCCCGCGCCCUCGGCCUCGGCCUCUGCCUAGUCAUGCUCCGUCCCGGCGCGCAGCGGCUGCGGGGCCUCCUGCUGCGGAGCUGCCCGCGGCGGGGCUCUCCCGGGCGUCCGCGCUCUGUCUGCGGCCGGGAAGGAGAGGAAAAACCACCCUCAUCUGCAGAAACGCAAUGGAAAGACAGAGCAGAAACAGUGAUCAUUGGAGGUGGCUGUGUUGGUGUGAGUCUGGCUUAUCACCUGGCCAGAGCAGGGAUGAAGGAUGUGGUCCUGCUGGAGAAAUCAGAGCUCACGGCUGGAUCUACCUGGCACGCAGCAGGUUUAACAACUUACUUUCAUCCUGGAAUAAACUUGAAGAAAAUACAUUAUGAUAGCAUCAAACUUUAUGAGAAACUGGAAGAAGAAACUGGGCAGGUGGUGGGAUUCCAUCAGCCAGGUAGUAUCAGACUUGCUACCACCCCUGUAAGGGUAGAUGAAUUUAAAUAUCAAAUGACUCGGACUGGCUGGCAUGCAACAGAACAGUAUAUCAUUGAACCUGAAAAAAUUCAAGAGAUGUUCCCUUUACUCAACAUGAAUAAGGUUUUAGCUGGAUUGUAUAAUCCUGGAGAUGGUCACAUUGAUCCUUAUUCUCUAACUAUGGCCCUGGCUGCUGGGGCUAGGAAAUAUGGUGCCCUUUUAAAAUAUCCUGCACCAGUAACUUCUCUGAAAGCCAGGUCAGAUGGAACAUGGGACGUUGAAACACCACAGGGGUCUAUGAGAGCAAAUAGAAUUGUGAAUGCUGCAGGAUUUUGGGCUCGUGAAGUAGGUAAAAUGAUUGGACUAGAACAUCCUCUCAUUCCGGUUCAACAUCAAUAUGUUGUUACAUCGACUAUACCUGAAGUGAAAGCUUUGAAACGAGAACUCCCUGUGCUCCGUGACCUGGAAGGAUCAUACUAUCUCCGACAGGAAAGGGAUGGGCUUUUGUUUGGUCCAUAUGAAAGUCAGGAGAAAAUGAAAGUUCAGGACUCCUGGGUCACCAAUGGAGUUCCUCCAGGUUUUGGAAAGGAACUCUUUGAGUCUGAUCUAGAUCGAAUCAUGGAACACAUUGAAGCUGCCAUGGAAAUGGUUCCUGUCUUGAAAAAGGCUGACAUCAUCAAUGUCGUCAAUGGUCCUAUCACGUAUUCUCCUGACAUUCUGCCUAUGGUGGGGCCCCAUCAGGGAGUCAGAAACUACUGGGUGGCUAUAGGCUUUGGAUAUGGCAUAAUCCACGCUGGUGGGGUAGGGAAAUAUCUCAGUGACUGGAUCCUGCAUGGAGAACCUCCUUUUGAUCUGAUAGAAUUGGAUCCAAAUCGCUAUGGCAAAUGGACAACCACCCAGUACACUGAGGCCAAAGCAAGAGAAUCAUAUGGAUUCAACAAUAUUGUUGGUUACCCUAAAGAAGAACGGUUUGCUGGGAGACCCACUCAACGAGUCAGUGGGCUCUACCAAAGGCUGGAGUCUAAGUGUUCCAUGGGGUUCCAUGCUGGCUGGGAGCAGCCACACUGGUUCUACAAACUGGGCCAAGACACUCAAUACAGGCCAAGUUUUCGUCGCACAAACUGGUUUGAGCCUGUGGGCUCAGAGUAUAAACAGGUUAUGCAAAGAGUAGGGGUAACUGACCUAUCACCGUUUGGCAAGUUUAACAUCAAAGGCCAAGAUUCCAUUAGACUACUGGACCAUCUCUUUGCAAAUGUCAUUCCAAAGGUGGGUUUUACAAAUAUAAGUCACAUGUUAACACCCAAAGGUCGAGUGUAUGCUGAGUUGACUGUUUCUCACCAAUCUCCUGGGGAGUUUCUUUUAAUUACUGGCUCUGGAUCAGAACUUCACGAUCUUAGAUGGAUUGAAGAAGAAGCAGUCAAAGGUGGAUAUGAUGUUGAAAUUAAAAACAUAACCGAUGAGCUUGGAGUCCUUGGAGUUGCUGGGCCACAGGCAAGAAAGGUCCUUCAGAAACUGACCUCUGAAGAUCUCAGUGAUGACGUUUUCAAGUUUCUUCAAACCAAGUCCUUAAAGGUUUCCAACAUUCCUGUCACUGCUAUUAGGAUAUCUUAUACUGGUGAGCUGGGUUGGGAGCUCUACCACAGAAGAGAAGAUUCUGUGGCACUGUAUGACGCUAUCAUGAAUGCAGGCCAGGAGGAGGAAAUCGACAAUUUUGGAACCUAUGCCAUGAAUGCCUUACGCCUGGAGAAAGCCUUCAGAGCCUGGGGGUCAGAGAUGAACUGUGAUACAAAUCCUUUGGAAGCUGGACUGGAAUAUUUUGUGAAGUUAAAUAAGCCAGCAGACUUCAUAGGAAAGCAAGCACUGAAACAGAUUAAAGCCAAGGGGCUGAAACGAAGACUGGUCUGCCUCACCUUGGCGACGGAUGAUGUUGAUCCAGAGGGAAAUGAAAGCAUCUGGUACAAUGGCAAGGUGGUUGGCAACACGACAUCUGGAAGCUAUAGCUACAGCAUCCAGAAGAGUCUGGCGUUCGCAUAUGUCCCUGUGGAACUAAGUGAAGUGGGACAGCAAGUGGAAGUUGAACUAUUAGGCAAAAAUUACCCAGCAGUCGUCAUACAAGAACCUUUGGUAUUGACCGAACCAACCAGAAACCAGCUUCAGAAAAAAGGUGGAAAGGACAAAACUUGAAAAAAGACCUUUAGCAGUCAACUGAAUUGGAGUUGCUAAUGACUGUCCUUGAAAUUAUCAUAAUUGGUUCCCAGGGGAAUAGAGGAAACCAGGAAUUCAUUUCAAAAUCAUGAAAGUCUAGAUUUAGAAUCUUAACGAAACCUUUCUGUUAAGUGUUUUCUAAGCAAGACAGAAUAAUAAAUAAAUGAUUUACAUUUUUCUUUUAAAUGAAGAAAUUUGAAAUGAAUUUUUUUUUUAGUACCCCACAUUACCCAGUCGGCAAAACAUUUAGGUGUUUGCUAAUAUAUACAAUCAUUACUAUAAACGAAUUAAAGGACAUUUUAUAAUUUUAGUAACAAAUGCAUUCGGUUCUUGAUAGCUGAAAACAAAUUAAUAAAUUAUCUUUUACAUGAAAACAUGUAUAAUAUUGUUGAUGGAUUUACUUCAUAGAGAAAUCUUUCCUUAGAUGAAUAAAUGAUAGUUUUAAUUUUUCAUGA